This is a messenger RNA of Megalobrama amblycephala (Wuchang bream), 1664 nucleotides long. Its product is annotated as MOB kinase activator 3B. Lineage: Eukaryota; Metazoa; Chordata; Actinopteri; Cypriniformes; Xenocyprididae. The coding region runs from base 373 to 1023 and encodes 216 amino acids. Gene Ontology annotation, biological process: signal transduction; positive regulation of protein phosphorylation. Gene Ontology annotation, cellular component: cytoplasm; nucleus. The record is from RefSeq and is a predicted model, not a curated record. The transcript is spliced from 4 exons. Gene Ontology annotation, molecular function: protein kinase activator activity.
AUCUGCCUUUGGCUGCUUAAGCCGCUUUUCUCUUUGCAUCUGUAAAAUCACUCGCACACGGGUUUGAGUUCACGAACAUCAUGUGUAGAGAAUAUGAGAAAGCGAUUUAUCAGUAAUAUGUAGUGAAUCUGUUGUUGUCUCUCUUGCGGCCUGUGUGUGUUUGAGUGGGAGGAGAAGCGGGAGUCUCUCUCUCUCUCUCUCUCUCUCUCUCUCUCUCUCUCACACACACACACACACACACACACACACACUCUACAUGAGGACAUUCGGAUCAACAGCAGUGGAGAGCAUGUGAUAACGCAGAGGAGCGCGACUCUUCCUCAGUGCUCGAUUCUCUCACCCGCUGACUGAACGUCUGUUCUCCUAGACAUCAUGUCCAUCGCACUCAAACAAGUGUUUAACAAAGACAAGACGUUCCGGCCCAAGCGCAGGUUCGAGCCGGGCACUCAGCGCUUCGAGCUGCACAAGCGGGCGCAGGCGUCACUCAGCUCCGGCGUGGACCUGAAAGCGUCCGUCCAGCUGCCGCACGGCGAGGAUCUGAACGACUGGGUGGCCGUGCACGUGGUGGACUUCUUCAACCGGAUCAACCUCAUCUAUGGGACGGUGUGCGAGUUCUGCACGGAGAAGAGCUGCCCGGUGAUGUCCGGCGGCCCGCGGUACGAGUACCGAUGGCAAGACGAGCACAAGUAUAAGAAGCCCACGCCGCUGCCCGCGCCGCAGUACAUGAACCUGCUGAUGGACUGGAUCGAGAUGCAGAUCAAUAACGAGGACAUUUUCCCCACCAGCAUCGGAAUUCCCUUCCCUAAGAACUUCAUCCAGAUCUGUAAGAAGAUCCUGUGUCGUCUCUUCCGCGUGUUUGUGCACGUCUACAUCCAUCAUUUCGAUCGGAUCCUGCUGAUGGGAGCUGAAGCUCACGUCAACACCUGCUACAAGCACUUUUACUACUUUGCCACUGAACUCAACCUGAUAGACCGCAAAGAGCUGGAGCCGCUGAAAGAAAUGAGCUCAAGAAUGUGUCUGUGAGCAGCAGACGUCUGAAGGUUUCCAAACACUCACACCUGAGAGGCUUUUCUGAGGAGCUUUAAUCCCAUGAACUGGAUGUUGCCGUGGAGAUGAGGUCGUCAACGGGGUGAUUCCAGAGCCUCGUGACAUCAUCACCGCAGCAGACCGAACUUUAAGGAUGAUGCUGAGAGAAACUGUCAGUGAGCGCUAAUGCUGCGCUUGCGGUCGCACUGUGCUAACAGAGGUCAAGAGGUCAAAUCCAUCAGUAGUGUUUCAUACAGACAUCAGCUCAAAUCCACACUAUGAUGUGGUCGCCUGAAUAACUUUCUGCUGCGUGAGGUUUGGAUGAGCUGCUUUCAUUUACUGUUUCUACAAUGUUUAUUUUUGCACUGAAAUUUCGGGUUUAGAUUGACUCAGUGGAUCAUUUCAUGAAGUUGUUUUAUAUCUGAUACAGUAAUGAACGGGAGUUCAGUGAGAUCACAGAACUGAAUCUGUUCAAGUCUCUGGUCAGCAUCACGAGUUACUAAAGUACUAAUACAAAUUAAGUUUACUUGAUGUUGUGAGUUCCAUUUUCAAGCUCCCGUCCAUCUUGUUUGUUUGAAUCUUCUACAUCCUACCCUGUGAAUUACACAAUUAAAGCAAUAAAGAAUAUUUUGAUUGUA